Galeopterus variegatus (Sunda flying lemur) is the source of this 1564-nucleotide messenger RNA. RefSeq names its product G-protein signaling modulator 3 (gene GPSM3). The record is from RefSeq and is a predicted model, not a curated record. Gene Ontology annotation, biological process: regulation of inflammatory response. The transcript has 4 exons. NCBI's taxonomy places the organism in Eukaryota, Metazoa, Chordata, Mammalia, Dermoptera, Cynocephalidae. Gene Ontology annotation, molecular function: GTPase regulator activity; protein binding. Bases 300 to 947 code for a protein of 215 amino acids.
AAGGGACCUGGUUUGGGGGGAGGGGGAUUCUGAGGAGUGAAACCACUUCCUGUGUAGCUAGUUCCUGUGUUGACAGAGCUGAAGGGGAGGCUGGGGUGGAGGGAGCAGAGCUGGUGCUUGGGGGGCUACUAAGGCUCUGGAGAUAAGGCCAGGCGUCCUUUCCCACCAUGAGCCCCCUCCACUCUUGCAGCUGGAGAAGGUUUUCCCAGUCUCUGUGCUCCCUUGGGGCAAGAGAGGUCUAACAAGCUGUUUGGGUGGGAAUAGACAAUGGAGGAAGUUGACAGGGAUGGGCGGGGCCCAUGGGGGGGCUGACCAGGAACCCAGCUUCCUGCUCAGUACCCAGGCAUCCAGCCCCCAGCUCACCCCCACCCCUUCCAGCCCCCACUCCCCUCAGAAACUCAAGAUUCCUGCCCUCCUCCCAAAUCCAAGUCACCCCUCCCCCAUCAAUUUCUCCCCUCCAGGGGAUGGAGGCCGAGAGACCCCAGGAAGAAGAGGAUGGUGACCAGAGCCCCCCUCAGGAUGAGCACGGCUGGCCCCCUCUGAACUCCACCACUCGGCCAUGGCGAUCUGCUCCUCCGUCCCCUCCUCCUCCAGGGACCCGCCACACAGCCCUGGGACCCCGCUCGGCCUCCCUCCUCUCCCUGCAGACUGAGCUCCUUCUGGAUCUGGUGGCUGAAGCCCAGUCCCGCCGUCUAGAGGAGCAGAGGGCCACCUUCCACGUGCCCCAAAACCCCCCAAGCCUAGGCCCCACCCAGCCUCGGCCUCUGGAGGACAGGGAACAGCUCUACAGCACCAUCCUCAGUCACCAGUGCCAGCGGAUGGAAGCCCAGAGGUCAGAGCCUCCCCUCCCUCCAGGGGGACAGGAGCUCCUGGAGUUGCUGCUGAGAGUUCAGGGUGGGGGUCGGAUGGAGGAGCAAAGGUCCCGGCCUCCCACACACACCUGUUGAGACUUGAGCCCCCAACCAGCCCCUCCUUGCUCGUGGGGCUCAAAGUUGGGCAGCCCAUUGCAUGCUGUCAACCCUGCCUGGCAGAGGUACCAGAGACUAGAAGACCCAGCAGAAAUCUCAAUAUUCAUCGCACUCAUCACCUUCCCUGGGAACUGGAGGGGGUGAAAGUCCUCAAACCCUGGGAAUAGGCAAGGUAGGGUUGCCAACUUCCUCCCCAAGUACAUGGGAGCUUGAGGUAGUAAGCAGAUCCCAUCCACGGAUCUCAGGGAGUGGCUGGGAGUCUGCGUCCUGAGCUGGGGAGACACCACCAGCGGUCAAACUACUUGGGCAGGGUCUGAGCGCUCGGGCCUCUCCACCUCCCAAGAAGACAAAUCUCCCAAGGAUAUGACCUGAGAGACAGCUCUACCCUGCUUCCCAGUAAGAAGAAAGGGAGGAGGUGGGCGGAGCAAAGAGAGGUCGACUAUUUUUCCCACCUCCAUCAGAAGCACCCCCAGCCCCAAGACUGAGGGGCCCACAGGCGGUGAUGGACCUUUAGCCCCGCCCGCCGUCCCUCCCCACUGCUGCUCUGAGUCUGUCUGGUGUUUUGGUUGUACAAAUAAAUGUACUUCCUCUCUGGA